AUGAUUUUGCUUCGUCAUCAUCUUCAUGAGAGCCUGAAGUCUCAAUAUUUAACAGUCAAAAGUCCUUUUCAACUCUGGAAGAGUUUAAAGGAUCGAUUUGACCAUCAAAAGACUGUAAUCUUACCACGUGCAAGAUAUGAGUGGAUACAAUUGCGACUGCAAGAUUUCAAAACGAUUGCUGAAUAUAAUUCUGAAAUGUUUCGAAUUGUAUCAAAGUUGAGGUUAUGUGGAGAAGAUGUGACGGAUGAACAAAUGUUGGAAAAAACAUUUUCUACUUUUCAUGCAUCCAACCUUGUACUCCAGCAGCAGUACAGGGAACGUGGGUUCAAAACCUAUUUACAGUUGAUUUCAUGCAUGCUUGUUGCAGAAGAAAAUAAUCAACUUUUGUUGAAUAACCAUCACACCCGACCCACUGGUUCCAAGCCACUUCCUGAAAUUUCAGCGGCAUUGCCUGAAGCAAAUGCUACUUCUUCACAAAAAGGGCAUGGUCGUUACCAUGGCUCACCACGGGGCCAUUCUUAUGGUCGUGGUCGUGGCGGUCGCGGCCGUGGUCGUGGUCGCGGUAAUGGUCGUGGUAAUACAUGGAUUAAUCCCAAUAUUCAAAAGAACAAUAGGAACAAGGCAAAGAAUCAACAAGAGAAAACUACAAAUGAAGAUCUUUGCUAUAGAUGUGGGAUGUCUGGACAUUGGUCCCGUACCUGUCGUACGGCACAACAUCUGGUCAAAUUAUACCAGGCUUCUGUAAAAGCGAAAGGUAAAGAAGUUGAGACUAAUUUUGUUGAGGCUGGAAUCUCAGACAAUACCCACAUGGAUGCUUCAGAUUUUUUUCAGUCUAUUGAAAAUGAAGAUAAAAAUCUCCCUGAGCUGCCCCUACAGUUUGGUGACAUUACUGAGGAUUUUGACAUACUUGUUGAUUAG
Messenger RNA from Sesamum indicum (sesame), 918 nucleotides. The record is from RefSeq and is a predicted model, not a curated record. Lineage: Eukaryota; Viridiplantae; Streptophyta; Magnoliopsida; Lamiales; Pedaliaceae.